AUGGCCACUCGAGAAGGAUACUACGUUCGUCGUGAUAAUCCCGUCCAGGAGGGCCACCUCAAAUGCGCUGGUGUCAUCUCUCCAAGUAGCAACAUCCCAUCCGUUACCUACGACGUAUUCGAUGUCAUCAUCAUUGGCGCUGGUUAUGCCGGCUUAUCCUCUGCGCGUGACUUGUGCUUGUCAGGUUUCAAAGUCCUCCUUCUCGAAGCACGAGACCGUUUAGGUGGCCGAACAUGGACCGCUGAAGUAGAGGGUCAUCUAUACGAAAUGGGCGGCACCUGGAUAUACUGGGGCCAACCUCAUGUCUAUCGUGAAAUGUCCCGCUACGGGUAUACCAAGCUGUUGGACAGUAACGCUGACAAGGUCGGAUGCAACUAUUUCACAUCUUGGAUCAAUGGUAAGCCGAGGAAUAUCAGCUACGAGGAAGAGGGCCCUGCUGUCGAGAGAGCAUUCGAGAUAUUCUGCGACGUAGAUGGCAAUGGGGGAAGAAGGAUUAUCCCAUACCCCCACGAUCCCCAUUUCAAACCCGAGGCUAAGCAGUGGGAGAACAUAUCGGCGGCUCAGAGAAUCGAUCAAGUGCGUGCUAAGCUCAGCGAGCUAGAACUUUACACUCUGCAGGGCUUCGUUGCUGCCAUAUCCGGAAACGACAUGAAUAACACAGGGUUUUUCGAUAUUCUGAGGUGGUGGGCUUUGUCAGGCUAUUCCACCCAAGGCCUCUACGACUACACUGAAACCUACAAGAUCCCCGAGGGCCAGUCCAGGUUCGCACGUACCAUGUUCGACGAAGCUCUGGCUACUGGCAAUUUGAAAUAUGCCUUUGACACCCUCAUCACCUCCAUAAAGGACACUUCCGUGACAGUGGAGGCAACAAGUACCUCAGGAAAAAGCUGGUCUGCCAGGCGGCUUAUCUCCACCAUCCCUCUCAACAUCCUGAAUCGAAUCCAAUUUCAACCACCAUUAUCGCCAGCCAAGUCUGCUGCCCAUUCAAUUCCGCACAUUGGCAUUGGUGCUAAAGUACAUAUGGAAGUUCAAGGAACAAACCUCCGAACCUGGUCUGCGGCUGCUUGGCCCGACUCGAGAAUCUUCAGCGGUCGCGGUGAUGGCAUCACCCCCGCAGGAAACACUCACCUGGUCUUCUUUGCUGGAAAUCAAAAGGGGCUUAACGCACAGGAAGAUGCGCGACAUAUGGCGGCCGAAGCCAAGAAGCUCCACGAGAUGGAAAUCCAGAAAGUUAUAUGGCACAACUGGCUCGAAGACCCCCUCUCUGAGGGUAUCUGGUGUAUGUUCCCUCCCGGAUACAGCUUCGACCAUCUCGAUACACUUCGUGCACGCCACGGCAAUGUGCUAUUUGCCAGUGCUGACUGGGCCCUGGGCUGGAGGGGUUUCAUCGAUGGUGCUAUUGAGGAGGGUACGAGGGCUGCCAUGGCCGUUGUGAAGGAUCUCGGCUUCCCUCGCCGUGUCGCUCCCGCAUUGUAA
Clonostachys byssicola is the source of this 1476-nucleotide messenger RNA. The record is from the annotation of a GenBank genome assembly. NCBI's taxonomy places the organism in Eukaryota, Fungi, Ascomycota, Sordariomycetes, Hypocreales, Bionectriaceae.